Molecule: messenger RNA, 1197 nt
Organism: Rosa rugosa (rugosa rose)
Lineage: Eukaryota; Viridiplantae; Streptophyta; Magnoliopsida; Rosales; Rosaceae
Product: lysine-specific demethylase JMJ25-like
Exons: 1
Coding region: 1-1197 (398 amino acids)
Biological process (GO): regulation of transcription by RNA polymerase II
Cellular component (GO): chromatin; histone deacetylase complex
Molecular function (GO): histone H3K9 demethylase activity; transcription coregulator activity; chromatin DNA binding
Source: RefSeq, a predicted model, not a curated record
AUGUGUCAUCAAUGUCAGAGAAAUGAGAAUGGGAGAGUUGUUCGUUGCAGAGGGUGUUCAGAAAGGGGAGAGAGGAAGCGGUAUUGUAUUCCUUGCAUAAAGAAAUGGUAUCCCAAUUCAUCAGAGGAGGAUUUUGCCGAGGCUUGUCCUGUUUGCCUUGGGAAUUGUAAUUGCAAAGCGUGCUUGUGUUUGGAUGUGCCUCUGAGAUGCUUCAAGAAUCGAGACUUGGAGAUUGGGGAAGACGAGAGGCUAGAGCAUUGUAAGUAUUUGGUGAAUCGGUUGCUUCCUUAUUUGAAGAGGAUUAAUGAUGAACAGGUGAGUGAGAUGAAGUUUGAGGCUGAGAAGCAAGGGUUGGUGGAGUUUGAGGAGAUGGAAAUUGAAAAGUCUAAUUGCCGUGUUGGUGAGAGCAUGUAUUGCAACAACUGCAAGACUUCGAUUUUCGACUUUCAUAGAAGCUGUCCUGGAUGCCAAUAUGAUCUGUGUCUUAAGUGUUGCCGGGAGAUUCGGGGUGGACAGUUGAAGGGAGGUGGGGAGGAAAUGGUUGAGAAAUAUGGAAAUCGGGGAUUUGAGUGUUUCGAUGGUGAGGGAAAGAUUAUUCAGAGGAAUGGUGUGGGAACUAGGAGGUUGAGGUCUUCUUCUGCUAUAAAGUCAGAGUUUGAAUGGAAAGCAGAUAAAGAUGGAAGCAUUCGUUGCCCCCCAGAGCACAUGGAGGGUUGCGGUAAGUAUUGUUUAGAACUUAGAUGUUUGUUUCCUGGAAAUAAAGUCAUGGAAUUGGUAGAGAAAGCUGAAAAUAUAGAUGAGAGCUAUCAAAUUUUACAUGUUAGUAGUGAAACUUGUGAAGAAAGUUGUUCAUGUAUAAACCCGGUGGAUGAUGUGAAGUAUAGAAAAGCAGCUUGUAGAGGUGAUUCGAAGGACAACUAUUUGUUCUGUCCAAGGGCUGAAAGCAUUCAACCCGAGGAUUUUGAGCAUUUUCAGAGGCAUUGGAUGAGGUGUGAGGCUGUUAUUGUGAGCAAUGCGCUUGAAAAUGGUUCAGAGUUGAGUUGGGAACCCCUAGUCAUGUGGAGGGCUUUUCGUCAAGUUAAUAAUACUAAGCAUGAAAAGGAUGUGGAAGUUCAGGCCAUUGAUUGCUUGGAUUGGUGUUUCAUCGAUGUCAAUAUGCACAAAUUUUUUACUCGAUAUUCUGAAGGCAUGUUUUGA